Molecule: messenger RNA, 1866 nt
Organism: Salvelinus namaycush (lake trout)
Lineage: Eukaryota; Metazoa; Chordata; Actinopteri; Salmoniformes; Salmonidae
Gene: nif3l1
Product: NIF3 NGG1 interacting factor 3-like 1 (S. cerevisiae)
Exons: 7
Coding region: 52-1353 (433 amino acids)
Cellular component (GO): mitochondrion; cytoplasm
Source: RefSeq, a predicted model, not a curated record
GAAGAAGAAGGUAACUACAAUAGCUGGCUCUCUCUCCACCAGUCUACACUAAUGUUGACUGGAUACAAGAAUGUUUUCCAGAGAAUUCUGUCAUUGAUCUGCAGAAGGAGCUACCACGAAAGCAUCUCUCAAACACUCGCUUGUUCCCCUUUGUCUUCUCACUCCAAAUUGUCUGCCCUUCGCUCAUCCUUUUUUUCUGACCCCUCUCAUUGUAGUAUUAGGUCUUGUCAGCUUUCUACCCAUCUCCAUCUCUGUCAUUGCUACUCUUUUUCGUGCUCCCUUUCCCACUCUUCUCGUCCAACAGGUCCAAUGGAUUUAAAGGAGGUUCUCAAGGUUCUGGAGCAGCUCGCCCCUCUAUCACUGGCAGAGUCCUGGGAUAACGUUGGCCUAUUAGUUGAGCCCAUUAAAUGUCGGCCUAUCAAAACCAUCCUGUUAACCAAUGACCUGACCGACUCUGUCAUGUCAGAAGCAGAGGCCAUGAACUGCGAUCUCAUUAUCUCUUACCACCCCCUGUUGUUUCAUCCAAUCAAGUGCUUGGUUUCAAAGGACUGGAAGCAGCGAUUGGCUAUCCGGGCGAUUACGGCUGGAAUAGCAGUGUUUUCUCCUCACACCUCUUGGGACAGCGUCAAAGGAGGCGUGAAUGACUGGCUGGUUGAAGGAGUUGGGAGUGGCAAAGUUUCAGUGUUGAGUCAAGCAUUCAGUAGCGCCCCCCAGAGCCACAAACUGGAGUUUACAGCCAGGAGUCAGGAGGAGCUCAACACCAUCAUGGCAGAACUGAAGGGGAUGAAUAGCGGUGUCAAUUUACAGCACACAGCUGUCAGCUCUGAAACUGAUGGCUUCUUCGUAAGUCUGAUCUGUCCAGACUCAGGGCUGACCCCCAGUGUUCAAACUCUGUUACAACACGCCACUCCCAGCCAGUCUCUCAGUAUCCUUCAAGUAAAAAAGCGUCCUCUCCCAGGCUACGGCCAAGGGCGACUCAACGUUUUGGACGAGCCCGUAACUGUGGCGGCGGCCGUCCAGCAAAUGAAAUCACACCUGGGUUUGAAUCACCUUCGACUGGCCCUCGGAGCCCAGCAAACUUUAGAGUCCAUUGUAAGCACCGUGGCAGUGUGUGCUGGGUCCGGAGGCUCAGUAUUGAAAGGAGUGAAAGCAGACCUCUACAUCACUGGUGAGAUGUCCCAUCACGAGGUCCUGGACUCCGUUGCUGCGGGUGCCAGCGUGAUCCUCAGUGACCAUAGCAACAGCGAGCGGGGUUUCCUGGCCGUGUUCAAGAAGAGGCUGGCAGGGCAUCUGUCCAACUCCGUUACCGUGGCGCUGUCACGGGCUGACAGGGACCCCCUGGAGGUGGUCUGAGAUGCUUACAGUUUUCACCAACUGGCGGCCCACAGGCCGAAUCUAUUCUGCAGGUGGUUUUCUGAGAAAAUAAUUAAUAAAUUCAUAUUUGGACAUAAGGCUGUAAAAACACCAGGAAAUCAACUCAAAGUGAUUUUAAUUUUGGACAUCUGUUCCCAAGUAAUCCCACGCAUAAUAGAGAUGUGAUUGUAUACUAAUGUAAGCAAGGUUUGAAAUGAUUGUUUAAGUCAAAAAUAUGUUUGGGCUUCUUCAUGUCUAUUUGCAAUUAUGUUCCAACCUGCCCGACCAUCCCCUCAAGGAAAAAAAUAGGACUGUGGUUGAAUCUAGUUGAUGAUCUCUGCGUUAAAGGAUUUAAUAAAUAAUGCAAUAAUAAGGAAAUACAGGACUAAUGUAUACAACUGAAUAAGGUAAUCCUUUGGGUGAUAUUCAAAGUAUGCAUCUACAUCAGUGGUCACCACAGCAUUCCUAGUCAUUUACCAAACAUUAAUGUAAAAAAUAUAUAUAAAUCCUUGC